Molecule: messenger RNA, 314 nt
Organism: Cryptotermes secundus
Lineage: Eukaryota; Metazoa; Arthropoda; Insecta; Blattodea; Kalotermitidae
Product: high mobility group nucleosome-binding domain-containing protein 5-like
Exons: 1
Source: RefSeq, a predicted model, not a curated record
AUGAAGAACAGGAGAACGAGGGAAGGAGGAGUAGAAAAACAGGAGAACGAGGGAAGGAGGAGUAGAAAAACAGGAGAACGAGGGAAGGAUGAAAGGAAGAACAGGAGAAUGAGGGAAGAAAGAAAAGGAGAACGAGGGAGGGAGGAAAGGAAGAACAGGAGAACGAGGGAAGGAGGAAAUGAAGAACAGGAGAACGAGGGAAGGAUGAAAGGAAGAAUAGGAGAACGAGGGAAGAAAGGAAAGGAGAACGAGGGAGGGAGGAAAGGAAGAACAGGAGAACGAAGGGAGGAUGAAAGGAAGAACAGGAGAACGAG